This is a messenger RNA of Sclerotinia trifoliorum, 2545 nucleotides long. The record is from the annotation of a GenBank genome assembly. Lineage: Eukaryota; Fungi; Ascomycota; Leotiomycetes; Helotiales; Sclerotiniaceae.
UUCCAUGCUCUGAUCAAAUCAAACGAGAAUCUUACCUUGUCACGUGAAUCUGAAGAAGUUAAUGUCACCAGAUUAUUGGACUUAAUUUCAAGGCGCCAAUUAAGGUUACCCAUCGCGAACUUUUGCCCCGCUAAGAUUUUCCUCCACAAAUCGAAAUAUUCAACGAAUUCAGCGUUGUAGAUUUGAACCUUUCCUGCCUUUCAUAUCUCAACGUCAAUCUUUCGCCGCAAUCAUGGCGCCCAUUUCACUCUCAGAUAUCAUCUCUGCGCUCCCAUCAGAGGACUCAUGGGGACCAACAACCACGUCAGAAACCACAUUAAAUGGAGUUCCUUACGCCCCAUACUCUAAAGGUGAUAAAUUAGGUCGCAUGGCAGAUUGGACAGCUGAAGGGAAAGAUGGAAGAGAUGGCAGAGGUGGGAGACAACAGUACAAUCGAAACUACAGAGGUGCGAUCUAUACCUCAAAUCUAUCUACUAUUUAUUUGCCAUUUAUUCGACAUUUAGUUUGGAAAUCUAGGUUGAUCUGGUUUCUUUGUGCUAAUAUAUUUUUAUGCAAUUAGAUCAACAAGUUUACGGCGCUGGAACUUCCUCAUUAUUCGCAGUCCAACUCGCUGAGGACGAAUCUACCUUCUCUGUUGUCAGCAACACCCGCGAUUCUACCAAGACACGCUUCGGUCGUGGAGGAACUUUCACUCGAGGACGUGGACAACGUGGUGGAAGGGCUGAUACCCGUGGUGGCAGAGGUCAAUUUCAGCGAGUUGGAGGACGAGGUGGACAGCAAGGUUACGGCAGCUACGAUACCCGUGGUGGAAGAGGUGGUGCUCGAGGUGGAAGAAAGUUCGGCUGGAAAGAUUACGACAAGCCACAAAGGAAUCGCGAUGCCUCUGUUAACAUUAAGCCUGACUGGAAGAUGUUGGAGGAGAUUGAUUUCAACCGUCUGGCUAAGCUUAACCUCGACACAGAUGAUGGAGAAGAUCUUGAUAGCUAUGGUUUCCUUUACUACUACGAUCGAACAUUCGACAAGCAACCUGUCAAGGCUGCCGAAAGAAAGCUCAACGUGGUCGACCGCGCUUCGUACAACGUUACUACGUCUUCAGAUCCUGUCAUUCAAGAACUUGCCGAGAAGGAUGAGGCUACAAUUUUUGCAACGGACAGCAUUCUCUCCAUGCUUAUGUGCUCUCCUCGAUCAGUCUACCCUUGGGAUAUCGUCAUCGUUCGACAAGGCAACAAGGUCUUCCUCGACAAAAGAGACAAUGCGACGCUCGAUAUGGUUACCGUUAACGAAAAUGCUGCUGAUGCUCCAAUGGAUGCUUCGGAGGGUAGCAAGGACGCUAUUAACCAGCCAAGUGCUUUGGCCGAGGAAGCUACAUACAUCAACCACAAUUUCGCAAACCAAGUCAUGAAGGAGAGUGAUAGUCAAAAGGUAGAAAUGGAGCACGAGAAUCCAUUCUACAACCCCUCGGAGGAGACAGACCCACCUGCAAGCAAAGCAUACAAAUACCGUAAAUUCGAUCUUUCUUUGAACGACGAAGAUCCAGUUCACCUGGUUGUACGAACUGAGAUUGAUGCCGUUGCAAAGAACGCCAUCAGUGGAGAAGAUCAAUACUUGACUGUCAAGGCUCUUAACGAGUUUGACUCCAAAGCACAAGGAAGUGGAGGUGCAUUGGAUUGGAGGACAAAGUUGGUCAGUCAACGUGGUGCCGUUGUUGCAACUGAGAUGAAGAACAACAGCUGCAAGCUUGCAAGAUGGACAGUCCAGAGUAUCAUCGCUAAGGCUGAUGUUAUGAAACUUGGGUACGGUUUUGUUUCUUUCUUGGUCCUUAUUUGAUACUAAUUCUCGAUAGAUUUGUUUCUCGUGCAAACCCAAAGCUCAAUGAUCGUCAUGUAAUUCUCGGAGUCAUUGGAUGGAAGCCACGUGAUUUUGCCUCGCAAAUGAACUUAUCUCUAUCCAACGGUUGGGGUAUUGUUCGUACCAUUGUCGAUAUGUGCUUGAAGCGUGAGGAAGGCAAGUACGUACUUGUUAAAGAUCCAAACAAGCCAAUCUUGAGACUGUACCAAGUUCCAGCUGGCAGUUUUGAGGAUGAUGGUGAAGGUGAUGUAAUCGAGGAGAAUGUUGAGGAAGAAGAUUAGAGUUGCAACACAAAAGCAUCCAGCGUUCAAUGGUUAUGGGCUGGGCUGAGCUGAGCCUCAUGGAGUUAUGAUAAUGCGCGUGCAAACGUAGAUGACCAAUCAAAUAUGUUAUUUUUGAUAAGUUUGGGAUAGCCCCCCUGUUUUGUUUUGCAUACCUACAUACCUAGGUAUACAUGUACUCCAUACUUGAGUAUGAGAAAACAUUUUCUCAUUCGGGAUACUCGGAUCAAAAUGGAUCGGCUCCCCUUUUGUUACGUUGUCUAUUCGGCUAGACCAAGUGUAGUAACUGGGGACAACAAUCAGAUUGAUUAUUGGUUCAUUAUAUAAUUUAUAACGCAUUCUUGUACACACCGCGACACAUUGCGUAUCCAUUAAGAUAAUUAUAUUCACAUAAUUUGGACGUCAACGAGUUCAUC